GCAUGAAAGUAUUUCGUACCUCGUACUUUGUACCACACUGAAGCCCAUCAUCCCAUCUCUUCCCGUAUUUUGUCUUUUUGUGUCUUUUUUUCUUCCUUAUUCCCAUUCCAACCACCUCACCAACACACACCGAUGAAUUGAUCCCAAUAUCUCAUCGUUCAACCUGUCAUUCGCUUUUUAGUACUGCUUGCUUGCCCUUCAGUACUCAUAACAUUCGCUUAGUCUGGCAAAAGGAAGAAAUAAUAAACAAGCCGUGAUUUUACAUCCUCAUUGGGGGAGUCCGAAUUUGGUUGGCUGCAUAUUUGCUUGAUUCUUGUUUUUAUCGGAAAAUCCACAUUCACAUCGUAUCAUCGGGCGGAGGAAAAUAGGAUAUCGAGUACACGAAGUCGAAUCGAAGUGAACACACAAGAGCGAGAGUGGGAGAGACAUUACCGGCCACUGCCCAAUCCCGAGGAAGGGAGAUAAUUAUUGUUAUUGGGUUUCGAGUGUUUACCUAUUUAUUUGUGGCGUACUGUUCCUACGCACCCCUUACAUUUCUCCGAAUUGUUCGACCGUCCAAUCUCACUUUCCCGCCUUUCUUCCAUCAAGACAAUUACGAUGAAGGGAUCACGGAGUCUUAAUCAAAUCUUGGCCCUCGCCCUCGCUUGUGCCCCUAUCACAUCAGCAUGGCCAGGUUGGCUUCCAGAUGUAGAUGCGCUUGUAGUCCGACAAGAUGAUGGCACAACAACAGCAUCUGCACAACCCACAUCAACUGCCUCGAGCGACGAAGCUCCAGUUACGACAACUAAGAAGGACUCCACCUCGACCGCGGACUCCAACGAACCUAAGACCACAAACCUCAACACAGGCUCGGCUCCCAAGGCCUCUGGCAAUAGCACUGCCACCACACACCAAACGUUCAACGCGACCGAUGGAAACGGCGGCGUUGCCAUGAUCACACCCGCCAUCACCGACGGAACAUCACUCUACCGGAUCGGCAACCCGACCCCCAUCACGUGGGUCUGGAACUACACAUCCCUGCAGGGCACCCCCUCCGCCAUCGACGUAUUGAUAUCCUGCUCCACUGCCACAGCCACAUGGACCCUGACGCAGAACAUGACGUUCGAGCCCACGGCCACAUUCACGUGGGACACGGAGAAGUAUGCCGAGAGCGCCAUAGCGAGCCCGCUGCUCGUGGCUCAGUACACGCUAGUCAUCCUCGACUCUGACUCGGAGGUCAGUGGGACCACGGAGCCGGGAUACCUGGCGCCGUUCGUUGGGUCGCCUUUCGGCCUGUACACCGCCCGACCGUACCAGGACCUCGGCGAGUGGAAGUGCGCUACGUGCAGUGCUGCGUUGGGAGGCACUGACCGCCAAGCUCUCGGCUUCGCUAUCACCAUGAGUCUGAUCACCCUGUUCAGCUUCACAUGGUACGUGACGGGCUUCGCCGCGUUGCUGUAGUCGAUGAGGGAUGAGGAUCAGAACAACAAAUACAACAACAAUGUCAACAUCAGCAGACAACCUAUCUAGCGAUUACCACAUCUAGCAGUCAGUCAGUCUACGACGAUGAUUUAAACAACAUUUUUGAUUUUUACAAACAACAAUGCACAUAAAAUUAUGGAAGCCACGUGACGUCGAUAUCUUAAUGCAAAGUAAAAAACCGCCCUAAUAAACAACGGUUGAAUCUUCCCGGGAAGAAAGGGGGGAUUAUAUGGAUAUAUACUACUCUUUUUUAUAUUUACAAGAUCAUGUAGUGGCGUUUUUAUCUUUUUUAAUCUGGUUCAAUCCUUUUCAUCUGCAGUAUCGAAUA
This is a messenger RNA of Hypoxylon fragiforme, 1789 nucleotides long. RefSeq lists its product as uncharacterized. The transcript is spliced from 2 exons. Bases 598 to 1440 code for a protein of 280 amino acids. The record is from RefSeq and is a predicted model, not a curated record. Lineage: Eukaryota; Fungi; Ascomycota; Sordariomycetes; Xylariales; Hypoxylaceae.